AUGGCCCCAUACAUCCCCUUCGUUCCGACCGAAGCAUUCGCUAUCGCCACGGAAGAAGAGUGGCGCAAUGCAAUCUUCCAGAACGUGAACGUCUCUGACAAACAAGCAGUUCUACUGCAAACGGUUACUGCGAAUGCUGCAGAAUCGACCACUGGACGAGUCAGAGACUGGAUUGGUCGCCUGACCUUAGAAAUAAGCAGGCACUACGACGGAUACCUUCAAAGCCUCCUUCGAGAGGUUGAAUCCCUGCAUAUCACGGUCCAGAAUCAGCAGGCACUAGUCGAUUCCUACAAGCGACAAGUCAAUGCGCUACCUGCGUCAAUGGGUAGUGGUCAUUCCUGUCAACCUAAGAUUGGGGAGCCUCCGGCCUUCAAGGGCAGUGAGGAUAAGACCAAGCUUGAGGAAUGGCUGGACCUGAUCGUACUGUGGUGCGAGCAUGAGGGAGUGGCCACCGACAAACAGCGAAUCGUCACGGCCCUCUCGAAGCUGCAAGGACCAGCUCAUCAGUACAUGAAGAGCUAUUACGUGAAAAUGUGGGAAGGAAAGGAUCUGGGCACCUGGAAGGCAUUUGUGGCGGAACUAGCCCAGAUAUACGGGCAACGCGACGACAAGGAGGGUGCAAAGAAGGAGAUCAUGGCGCUGUUCAUCAAUAAGGAUCUGGCCUCAAAGGACUUCGUGAAGUACGCUGAGAGGUUCCGCACCCUCGGACGUCUCACGGAGUAUGACGAUAGUCUCCUCAUCGACAAACUCCGGGAGGUUAUACCUCGUGACAUGCGGUUGGUGUUGGCCGGAAAGGAUGAGUCCACCUUGCCAAAGGAUUGGACGUUGUUCCUCGACAUCUUGCUCAACAUCAACAAGAUCGUCAACCCGGAGAAGGCACGAGGCUCAGUAUUCAAAAACAGUGGCUCAGAUAACGGCGGCGCUGUUCCCAUGGACAUUGAUUCGGCUGAAAAGUCGAAAUCAAAGGGUAAAGGCAAAGGCAAGGCAAAGGACGCUGAGGCCGCCUCGACAGAGGCAAAGAAGUAUUGCGUCAUCUGCAAGUCGAAGACUCAUAACACAGAUGAUUGCUACAAGUUGGCCAAAAAUGCGGACAAGCGGCCGAAUACCCAAGGGGAUGGCGCUAGGAAGGCGCAAGGAGGAAGUGGUAACCCCGCGGCCAAGAAGGCUAAGAAAACGCGGGUUAUUCAAGUCGAGCUUACAGAUAGCGAGGACGACACGCCCCCAUCCACGAAAGCCGUGAGCGCCAACACUGCGAGAAUCGAGGAGAUUGCAAAUGUCGAGGAAUUGACUCUGGCUGGGAAGAAUGAACCCCAGCUGUCUGCAAAGACAGAACCCACCGCAGCUACCUCGGAUUUUUGGAAGAAGGUCGUUAUAUACUACGAUAGGGGCCUCGGGCCCCUGGCUACUCGCGCGCCCGAGCUUGCGAGCUCGUUCCUGAUCGCGCGGGUCAGCGCGUUUCAACACACUCCCUCGAGCGAAGCAAGCGAGGGCUUGCACACACUCCCUGCUUCUCGGCACUCCCUCAAACUCGGCAUUCAUCCUCACACCCUCUCGGCGGGUCCACGAUCCAUCCCCAUGUCCGACAUCCGGGACGAUCUUCAUCAACUCCUCGGCAUCAACUUCUCGGCUCCAACUCCUUGGCUCCAGGUUCGAUCGGUGCUCUCGACGAGCGGUUCUUUGGUUCGGCGAUGCUCUCGGCGAGCGGUUCAGGUGCUCUCGGCGAGCAGUUUGGGUACGGCGGUUCAACAGUGCUCUCGGCAAGCAAUUCAGUGGUUCGACGGUUCGGCGGUUCGACAUUCGACGGCGGGGUUCAAUCGGGUCCGCGUCAGGGUUCAGCGAUCGUACGGGUUCGAUCAAGAUGGCUUCGGCCCCAUCCAGGCAAGCGGUUCGGCAGCGACGGCGGCGGGAAUAUUCUGCGGCGCAGCGGCGGCCAGCAGAGCAUCGACAGCGACGGCAUGCGCGCGGGAUCCGGCGACGCAGUGA
Molecule: messenger RNA, 1983 nt
Organism: Postia placenta MAD-698-R-SB12
Lineage: Eukaryota; Fungi; Basidiomycota; Agaricomycetes; Polyporales; Adustoporiaceae
Exons: 2
Coding region: 1-1983 (660 amino acids)
Source: RefSeq, a predicted model, not a curated record